UGGCCAUCACAACAGGCACGAUUCUUCCUCCGACUUCCCCUUCCCGGCCCAGCUUGCCAGUCGCCCCCUCCCCCGCGUCUCCCUUCACACUUCUCUCUCUCCCCGCAUCUCUGAACCCACCAGAUACAGAUUUGUACUGUACACAGCGGAAUAGCAGAGGAAAGGAAGCUGAGAGAGCAGAGAGUAUGAUGGCUCAAUAGUCAGAGAAGAAAGGGUUGGGCUGCAGGGGAAGGGGGGACACCCAAGAUCGCAAAGGCAAAGCGGCGGCCAUGGAAGUGGAGCCACCACCGGCUGCCGUGGCAGCCGCGCUUCUGAAAUGCCGUGGUGACGGUGGAGGUGGUAAGGUCUCGAGGAGCUCGACCCGCGAGGCCACCGCGGGGCAGCCGCAAGAACCGGACAGCGCCGACGCCGGCACCACCCCCGGGACAGCCCGUCGCCGCGUGGAGGAGGAGGAGGAGCCGCUGCGGCGGGGGCUCGCGGCGGCGCGGGCGAGGGCGCGGCGGAAGGCGGGGCACGCCACGCCGUCGCCGUCCUGGAAGCUGGAGGCGUCGCCGCCGCGGCCAGAGGAGGAAACGCCAGCCGAGGCGGAGGCGGGGAGGAGGGGCGCGCCGGCCGUGUUGGCGUCGGCGCGGCAGCUGGGCGCCACCCUAUGGGAGAUCCAGGACGUUAUCCGGGUCGCCGGCGCUGGGCGCCGGAUCCGUCGCCGCGGCCGUAGGGCGCCCGCCGGCGACGAGGCGGGUGCGGGUGCGGAUGCGGAUCGGCCACGGAGUUCAGGUGGCUGUGGAGCGCAUCUUGCAGCUUCGUUGAUGGAACAUGACGAGUUACACAAAGAAAGAUGUCACUCAAGACAGCCUCUUUCUCCUGCUAGUUACACUAGCUCAGUUGGGGCAGGAACAAUAAACCUUGUCAGCCCAACUCGGUCAUUGGAUUUCAAUGCUAGAUCUAGGCAGGCAAGUUAUGAUCUUAAAACGUCAACAGAGCUAUUGAAAGUUCUCAAUCGAAUUUGGAGCUUGGAAGAACAGCAUGCAGCUGAUGUGUCAGUAAUGAAGGGAUUGAAACGAGAAUUGCAGCAUGCCCAGGCAUGCAUUCAAGAACUCAUGCAAGAGAGGCAGCGGUAUCACCACGAAAUUGAUUCUCUAUCCAGGCAAGUCACUGAAGACAAAAUGGCUCGGAGAAACAAGGAGCAAGAGAAGAUCAGAGCAGCCUUUCGUUCACUGCAAGAGGAGCUUGAAGAUGAGAGACGUCUUAGGAAACAUUCUGAAACUCUCCAUAGGAAGCUAGGGAAAGAGAUAUCUGAGAUGAAGUCAGCAUUUUGCAAGGCUGUGAAGACUCUGGAGAAAGAGAAGAAGGCAACCUGCCUGUUGGAAGAUCUUUGUGAUGAGUUUGCAAAAGGAAUUAGAAACUACGAGGAGGAAGUCAGGGUGUUAAAGCAAAAGCAUGUAAAGGAGUAUGAGCACAAGUUUGAUAAGUCAGUAGUUCAUAUUUCAGAAGCAUGGCUUGAUGAGCGGAUGCAGAUGCAGAAAGCUGAUGUGAGGGAAGAUUUGCCCGCAAAAACCUCAAUAACAGAGCGGCUGAGCAGUGAGAUAGAGAGUUUUCUUCAUCGUACUAAAAGAUCAGGUAGCUCCAAGAAUGAUAAGUUAGACAUUGGUAAUGAAAAGCGAAAUGCAAGUUUGUGCCGGCAGUCCCUUGAGUCUGUGCACCUGAAUGGAGCCACUAGUGCUCCUCAGUUAGCUGAAGAUGAUGACAGUUCUGUUGCCAGUGACUUGCAUUGCUUUGAACUGAACAUGCAUGGAGGUGCCAUUAAGAAUCAUGACCUUGCAGGAACUCAACGGAGGGUCACAGGCUGCAUGCAUUCACAAAUGAGAAGACUGGAAUAUUCCAAUGGUGUAUCUGUUGAAGGUUCACCCAUGUCAAAUGCACCACCUUGCUCAAAGAAUGAAAAGGCGAGGUCUAGCAUUGGCAGACAACAAUUUAUUGCUUCUACACCAGAAAUUAGCUCACACAAUGAUGCCAGCAUUGCUCCUAUAGAUGCCAUUAAGAAUCAUGACCUUGCAGGAACUCGACGGAGGGUCACAGGCUGCAUGCAUUCACCAAUGAGAAGACUGGAAUAUUCCAAUGGUGUAUCUGUUGAAGGUUCACCGAUGUCAAAUGCACCGCCUUGCUCAAAGAAAGAAAAGGCGAGGUCUAGCAUCGGCAGACAACAAUUUAUUGCUUCUACACCAGAAAUUAGCUCACACAAUGAUGCCGGCAUUGCUCCUACAGAUGAGCAGAAUGAAACUGUUAUGGCCCAAGUCUCCCGACGAUUACAUGAUGACCUGCUGAAGAUCAAAAUAGAGGCCCCUCAACAUGCAUAUCUAGGGCAAAAAUCAAACCACCCCCGGACAAAUCAAUUGCGUGAAUAUACUAUCUCACGGGAUAUUUGUGAUGUGGGCAGUCCAGCACGGCAGCUGAAUAACCAAGGUAAAUUGUUGGACCGUGAAAUAUCUGAAUCCCCGGCACAUCAGCUGCUAGGCACAAAGGAGAAUACCCUGAAGGCAAAACUACUGCAAGCAAGGUUAGAGGGGCAGCAUGCUCGAAUGAGCGCAUCAGUAUACCCCUUGAUCAGCACAAGAAAGAAAUGAGAACGCAGCUGACGCUCUUGAGCUCCCAGGUUUUCAUUCCAUGCAACAUGUAGUUGCAACUGUAAGAUAUAUCUGACUUAAUAACUGAAUAUUCACUUGGGGCAACGCUUUCCAAGUGUUCCUGCACGCCCCCAAGUUGCAGGUUACGGGAAUCCUAGCUCUAUCUGCAUAUGAAACAUAGUUUCAUUGUAGAUUUGAUCUGUUAAUCGUCUGACUAGAAUCGAAUGGAGGUGGACUUGGUAAUCACAUCUUGUAACUUUUGUAUAGUGUUAAGCUCUAGUAAUUGCUUGCUUUUGCCAUGACCAA
This is a messenger RNA of Phragmites australis (common reed), 2927 nucleotides long. RefSeq lists its product as uncharacterized. Bases 270 to 2621 code for a protein of 783 amino acids. The record is from RefSeq and is a predicted model, not a curated record. NCBI's taxonomy places the organism in Eukaryota, Viridiplantae, Streptophyta, Magnoliopsida, Poales, Poaceae. The transcript has 3 exons.